GUGCAUUCGACCGCGGAUCAUAUAGCAGUGCGAAAUGUUGCGACUACUUAUCUUUGGGUUACUGCUAUCAACGAUAAAUACGUUUCCUUUAAAAGAUGAAGAGACCAUUAUCGAAGAGGUAGACACAAAGGAAAUCGAUGAUUUAAAAAAAAUUUUGAAUGACGUUUCUUACGUCACAAACUUCAAAAACAUGAUGGCGGAUUAUGUCAAAUCUCAAUAUAAAAAUUUGACAGUUUACGAUAUGGAAAAAAUACAAGAGUAUUUGGAGGAAUUCUGCCACAGAUUCGCAAGAGAUUUGAAAGAUAUCGUCGAAAAUAUCGACAAGGCCAGGACGAUUGAGAAAGUCGACGACAAUUUACCUGACAGUACUUUUGAUGACAUUAAAAAGUGUAUAAAAAAUGAACUGCCGAACGUAACGGACGAGACCGCGGAUCAAAUCACAUAUGUUUUGAGGAAGAAUAUAUUUGAAACGCGGCAAAACAUAGACGCUGUGAUUCGUAGUUCAAAAAUCGCAGCAGUUCUAAACUCGUAGAUUGAUCUUGAAGUUUUAUUUUAUUUUUAAUAUAAUUGGGAAACAUAACAGUACACACCACAUACAUUAUACAACAAUUAACUCGUUUACACACCAAUCAAGUUACCACUUAAAACUAAUUCAUGAAUGGCAGUAAACAAGCAAUUUAGUAAAUUAUAAACAAUAAUUAUGAAGAUUCAAACAGCUAACAAACAGCAAAACAAUAAAAUAUGACAAAUGCACACUAACUCUUUUUUUAAAUGUAUUGAGCGUACAAGAAAACAUGUCCAAGUCAUUAAUUCCUAUUGUAGCUCUUACAAGAACGUAUAUAUAUAUAUAUAUAAAUUCGUUUUGAGCAUAAUUGGUUUGAGUGGAGGGAAGUGGAUUAAUGCACUAUUGCGUGUGUUCACUUUUUUACAUCUAAAGUAAAUUUUGCUUAAAAGAUAUGACUAUCAUUUGUUAUUUAACUUUUUUUGGAGUAUAUUUAUGUUAUAAGAAUAAACGUGUGUAUUCUUUUGGA
Nymphalis io (European peacock) is the source of this 1031-nucleotide messenger RNA. RefSeq lists its product as uncharacterized. NCBI's taxonomy places the organism in Eukaryota, Metazoa, Arthropoda, Insecta, Lepidoptera, Nymphalidae. The transcript has 2 exons. The coding region runs from base 35 to 532 and encodes 165 amino acids. The record is from RefSeq and is a predicted model, not a curated record.